Molecule: messenger RNA, 1218 nt
Organism: Ramularia collo-cygni
Lineage: Eukaryota; Fungi; Ascomycota; Dothideomycetes; Mycosphaerellales; Mycosphaerellaceae
Product: probable N-glycosylase/DNA lyase
Exons: 2
Coding region: 1-1218 (405 amino acids)
Biological process (GO): base-excision repair; nucleotide-excision repair; base-excision repair, AP site formation
Cellular component (GO): nucleus
Molecular function (GO): damaged DNA binding; 8-oxo-7,8-dihydroguanine DNA N-glycosylase activity
Source: RefSeq, a predicted model, not a curated record
AUGGGCGGACUCAACCUCAAAGAAUGGCAAAAGCUACCCGUCAGCCUAUCCGAGCUCUGCAUCAACACCACCCUCCGAUGCGGGCAAUCUUUCCGAUGGCGCAAAAACGACGCUGGAGUAUGGUCAAUUGCUCUGCAUAACCGAAUACUCUCACUCCAUCAGGACCCAGAGUAUCUCUACUAUCGCUCUCUCCCACCCCCAGCUUUUGAAUCAUACUCCACAUCAUCACUGAGUCCCGAGGAAGACACAAAGUCAGACACCUUAGAUCUCGUCCGACAUUAUCUGAAUCUCACUCCCAACCUCACUGAGCUAUACGCACAAUGGUCCGCCUCAGACGCCAACUUCGCCAAAAAAGCCCCCAAAUUCACAGGCGUUCGCAUACUACRACAGGACGCAUGGGAAGCACUUAUCGGGUUCAUUUGCAGUUCCAACAACAACAUCGCGCGGAUCUCUCAGAUGGUUCACAAACUUUGUGUAAACUACGGUCCUUUACUUGGUAGCCUGGAUGAAGAGGUCUACCACGAUUUCCCAGAACCGCAAGCACUUGCUCAGCCAGGCGUGGAAGCGAAUUUGAGGUUACUAGGGUUUGGGUAUCGGGCAAAGUACAUUUACCAAACUGCAUGCAUGGUAGCGGCCAAACCAGAUGGAUGGCUUGACUCUUUGCGGAAUCCAGAAGCGCCGGUACUGGGCACGAAAGCUGGAGAUGGUGGCAAAUGGGCUGCGGAGGGAAGGGAAGGCUACCGCAAGGCUCACGAAGAGCUCCUGACUCUUCAAGGCGUCGGUCCGAAAGUCGCAGAUUGUGUGAGCUUGAUGGGCCUGGGUUGGGGAGAAGCGGUACCCGUUGACACACACGUGUGGCAGAUCGCACAGCGAGACUACAAGUUUGGGAAGGGAAAGCACGCCAGCUUAACCAAGGCAACAUACGACGCUAUUGGCAACAAAUUUAGGUCGCUGUGGGGAGUGGAAGCUGGCUGGGCACAUUCUGUGCUGUUCACUGCGGAUUUGAAGGCAUUUAGCGAGAGGCUGGUAGCGAAGACUGAAACCAAGGAAGAGAAAGUUGAGAUCAAGAACGAAGAUGGGGAGCCGAUCGUCGAGGAUGUUGUGWAGGUGGAAAAGGUCUUGGAAAAGGCUAUCAAAAGAGAACACGAGGAUGAGGAGACACUCRUGGUUGAGGUCGAAGAGAAGGUGAAGAGGUCCAAGCGGAGACGGAGAAACUGA